AUGAGCAUUACGCCAGACCUGGCUCGACACUGGCUUUGUGAGGCUGAAAGCUCUGGUGUGCCUAUCACCGUUGUUUGUUAUGCUUCGGCUCUGAACGCGUGCGCCAAAGCUGCGGAUGCGGAGGGAGCCGAGGCUUGCAUGGUUCGCAUGAGAGAGCACAACGUCUCUCCAAACUUGACCUGUUACAACUCCUUGCUGAAUGCCUUCGCUAGGGCCGCCCUGACAUCAGAGGCGCAGGCAUCCUUGGCUGAGUUGCGCAAGUCUGCGCUGAAGCCUGAUGUCAUAACUUUCAACACGCUGCUCAGUGCUUGCUCUGGAGACUCCAGGAGGUCUCGGGACGUCCUUGGAGACAUGGAGCAAUGCUCCGUGGAGCCCACUGCUAGGACUUACAUUGCCAUGGCCUCUUCCUUCGAACGAUCGGGCCAAUGGCAAGAGGUCGAGGCACUCUUGGAGGAGAUGACUCAGAGGCGUAUCGCCCCAGAGAAGAAGACCCACGCCCUGAGGAUCUCAGCGUACGCCAACGCUGACCCCAAGCGCACAGAGGAUGCGCGCGAAGCAUUUCUACGGUUGCCAGCUGUUGACCG
Symbiodinium pilosum is the source of this 584-nucleotide messenger RNA. The record is from the annotation of a GenBank genome assembly. Lineage: Eukaryota; Dinophyceae; Suessiales; Symbiodiniaceae.